ACUCUCCACAUACAUAGCACACUUUAGUGAUAUGUCAAGCUAGGUAGCUCAAAACGCAUUACACUCGUCGUGUCUCAUUUUAAUCGUACACAAACACAAGCCAGUUCAAGUUCCACACCGUCUAUCCAGCCGAGGUCUAUCCACCAAUCAUACCAUUGGUGUUCGUCGAUAAAUCGUCCUUAUUGGUUGCAUUCGGUGCAUAAAUUAUGCUCAGAUAUUUGGCGCCGGUGACGCUAGGUGUCUGUGCUGUCAGUGUGGGUAUUUUAAGCGGCAAACCAGCACCGGUGAAAAACAGUGUGUCGUCUGCUGUGAGGAAGCUCUUCGUUGCAUCAGCGCAUUGUAGUGGUGGUGAUAGUAACAGUAACACAGUGCCCAAGACCAGCGGUGGUGGUACAAUGGAUUAUAAUCAAGAAGCAGAACGUAUGGCCCAACGGGUAUAUGAAAUGUACAACGACAAAGAAUGGAAAGUCGCCAAAACUUCGGAUAUUCCAAUCGAACAGACACAGAAAGACAUCAGAGUUCUCUACAAGAAAUCCAGUGAAUUCGACGGCUAUAUAUACAGAGCGGAAUGCACGCUAGCAGCAUCGCCAGACCGAAUCGUCGACUACAUACUUCCGUCCCCGAAGGGUCUGAGGGGGAAAUGGGACAAGAACGUCAAGGAAUCAGAGGUCAUUGAGCACAUAAAUAAGGAUCUGAUCGUAGCGAGAUCGGCCACACACAGUGCAGCCAUGGGUCUCAUAUCGUCCAGAGAUUUCCUGGAUCUGAUCUACGUGAAGCGGUACCCGACCAAUGGCAUGGUGUGCACCCACUCUAAGAGCAUCAAACGCAAGGACUGCUCGACUAGAGACGGCUUCAUACGGGGUACCAACUAUCAUGGCGGCACCUUCUGCGUACCGGUCGAUGGACAGAGCAACAUGACCCGAGUUGUGAAUAUGGUCCAAUCAGAUCUUGGAGGUAUGCUUCCCAAGACCCUUGUGGAUUCCGCACUGCCGAGCAAUCUCAUCGACUUCUUCAUUGACUUGGAAAUCGCCCUCAAGUCUAAUAUAGAAUAACUUCCGACAUAGCGGCGGCCAUUUUGGAUUUAUGGUGCGGGGACGCAAACAAGAUUUCUGUGCAUUAGAAUUGCCAUCCUCAAAAAAUGUCCUGCUGAUAUUUGUUUUUUAAGGAUUGCCUUUUUUCAAAAGAUAUAGAAAAAUAAAAAUUCCCCAUUGGAAAGCACUUUACGGCAGUGGCAAUUUUGAUGUACAGAAAGAAAUGCGUUCGGGAGGGGAGGAGGAGGACAGUCUUUCGCUGGUACCCUGUUAAACUAUUGUUGCGCGAAUUUGAUACGCGAGGCUGGCGACCAGCCAACUUUUAAAUGUAUUUAUAAUAAGUACCCCAUACUUCGUUAUUGGUUCUCACGUUGCCCGACGUUAUUGGUCUUGUAAAAGUGAAAAAUCUUAAUAAUAAAGUUGUAUACGACACCAAUGGGAAGCCUUAAAAUUGAUGUUCUUGUGUGAAACGAUGAAAAUAAGAGAUACCAAUUUGUAUCAGUAAUGUAACGCUCGAAUUAAAAAAAACGAUAGUAUUUUUUAGAAAUAAGCUCGACUGGAAUUUAAUUAUUUAUAAUGUUAUCUUAUGAAUUUUGUGGUCGUACCAACAAGAAAGUUUGGGCAAAAGUGUUCCCUUUUUAUUAGUGUCAUUAAAGUGUAUGUUUCACUAACCAUAACAGUAAUCCAUCCAAAAUUAUUUAAAACUUCUGUUUGGGACAGUAGUGAUUAUAAUGGUGUGUAUUUGAUGAUUCUGGAAAACAUGGAUUCCCUCACUGACAGGUUUGUCUGUGAAACCACGCAGGGGACAGCCAACCCUAAACUGACAGUUAUUUUAAACAGAUAUAAAAAGGAGAUAUCAAAUCAUGUAGACUUCUUAUGACGAAUCGUCAUCAAAAUACAACCUUACUCGUCGUCGAACUUCCCAUUUCUAGGAAGCAAUGAUGGCAAAGUUGAUCCGAGGUUUUGGUUUCAUAUCUAAAGUCUAUCCAAACUAAUGCGAGAGGGAAACCUGAUAUCUCUUUCCUGCAUGUAUGUUAUCGCCGAUGUUAAUCAGAGGCCGUUAGUGGUAUGUUCCGGGGGGCUAGUCUUGUUAGCGUUCCUAGCACUUAGGGAGAUUGGCGUAGAAAUGCCUCACGUAUCAUCGAGCAGCCGCAGACUGUCAGACAAUAACGUCUGGUUCCUGCGAGAGAUGAAUCGUCUGUUGCCAGACAAGAAAUGAAAGAUUUGUGAUUAAUAUGUGACUAAGGCUUUUUCUUUUCUAUUCACGAAGACACGUGGAUCUCCUCCUGAAGGUCCCAAAAGAUGUUUUGAGAGAUUCCGCAGCCAAUUAAAGGGUCACAUUAUGAUCGUAAAUAUGUUAGGGGCGAACGCUUGAUUGUGGCCCGUGGGACAAAACCGCAAAUCCAGUUUGACAUUUUACGAACUUACAAAAAAAGCAGUUGAUGUGAUGAUGGAAGUUACCAACUGAAAGUUUUUCAUUUCGAAAUAUGUGAAAUAUUUUCCGGGAGGAGGUGCUCCUAGCGAGCACUGCCGCCACCCUUGUUUAGACGGCGAGACUUGCGUGCUUGGAGCACCACGUGGUACGCCAGUCGACGCGGCAGGAAGUUAAAUUGAUCGGCGGCCGCGGCGCUGCGAACGGGACAACCGUGCUGAUGCAAUGAGCUACAGUACAGCCGAUAGGAUAUGACGCAAGCCGCGAGACCCCACGCGCCAGCCACCAUGCAACACCUUUUAUAAAACAUUUGUUUUUCUACUUGUCAGCAGUUCUGGCUCAUCUUCACCCGGUAUUUUCACUCGUACUUGGCCAUCCGGAAUGAUAUCAGUGUCGCCCCUGGAGCGAUACUUGACGGGGUUCUGUGGCGACGGCAGGACACGAGCCCAGGGUGACUCGGUGCAGGGGUGUCGAGAAACCCAUCAGACGGCUCUCGAAUAUCGCUGUGAUUGGAAGUCUUAAAAUGUGGCUCGGUGGUGCUCUUCUUUUAUGUCUUUUGGAAAGAUUAAAUGAGAAUAAUACAUCGUCAAAGUUUGGGGUGAAAGAACGGAGUGGGAACUAUUAAAGUGGAACUCUGUUCCAUAAAAAUAUUUGUGUGUGCAAAGCACCUUGUGAAAUAGACCAACCAAAAUGCAUUCAGUUUUAGCGAUCUGUUUCGGGCAGAGCCCUCUAUCGGUCUCAGAUGACCAAUCAAAAACGUGGCGAUUUAGUGUAUUUAAAUAGUCAUUACCCUUAAGAGAAAGACCCUACUAUGGUCGAAACGUUGGGCCAUCAACUAUUGUUUGCAUUGACACCAUGGGUCCGUUGGUGUUGACAAGCAGUUUGGCACAGGUAUUAUUCUAUUUUUAAGGUAUUUACUUAUUGAAAGUCGUCUUCUUCAAUGAUGUAUUUACCAUAACUUCUAUUCAGAAAGAACCCUUCCACCAGUACAAAAACAAAUGUAGAAAACCACUCAAAGAAUGCACGGUUCAAACAUAGGAUAGGACCACGGAUUCAAACCAUAGACUUUCCCCUAGUCUGUUCGGGGUUUGAUAUUCUUACAGAGGGUGAUGACCACGAAGAUAUGGACACUGAUGAGACAUACUCCACCCACGUGGUCUUCUCUCAACUCGCUCUGACCGACUGUGGGUGUUUGUCUUUUUGUUUGACAUUGAGUCUUAUCGAUCACCUUCUCCUUUUUUUUCAUUUGCCGCCAGACGACGAAACCGUCAAGCAAUUUUUCACUCCGUCGGUGUAAUUGCUUUUUGUGUUUGUGGUUCAAACGUAUCUUUGCUUUGAUUGUGAUGAUGUAACAUGUUCUGAGUCAGAGAGUGUAUUGGGGGACAAAACGUGUGGAACACAUUUGGUGCACCGGUAAUUUAAUUAAAACCUUAAUUUCUUGUGUGAUAUUAUCUCAAACACAUGUUGGUGUCGAACCGGUAAUUAAAACAAAACUUUCAUUUCUUGUGAUGUUUUCAACACGUUAUGGUGAACCGGUAAUUAAAACAAAACCUUCAUUUAUUGUGAUGUUUCAAAAAACACUUUUUGAUGAAAGGGUAAUUGAACUAAAACGUUAAUUUUUUUGUGAGAGUUUCACUGCUUUCAUAAUCUCUGACAAUUUGUAAGUUUAAGGAAUUAGAUUUUUAAGUUGCCAUACGUCUCAGUGAGUUAGCGCCGUCUCAGCGCCCUCACAGUUGUGUAUAGUAUCUCCCCCAUCCAGUGACAGCUUCAUUUAGGGUCUUUCCCAAGUCGCUAGCAUGAAUUCUUCAGAUUCGGAAAUUCUCUUUCUGAUCAUCCCAUCUUUGGUCAUGUUCAUUACAAUUUAACAAUAUUGUGUAUUAGCUUUCAGAUUUAUUUAAAAAAAAACCUCUUCCCGUUAUUGUGAACGAUUUUUUUCAAAAUCACCGGCACCCAACCCCCUCAAGGGAAUGCACGGUCAGAGCUUCACGACGAAAUGCAGGACAUAUUUUUUAGCGGAAGCAGGCGCGACAGUUGCGGUGGUGGUGUGCGAACUCACGGGGGUGAACCUGCGUCUGAGAGCCGGUCGGGGUUAACGAACCCGGCUUGGAUCUAUACUGAUUGAUUGCUGAUUCUCUCGCCUUCGCUCAUUCUCCUCAUCGUCAUCAUCUUUUUCUCCUGGCGCUGGCCCGAGUGAUGAGUAAGGUAUCGCUUCGAAAUCUGUGCUAAUUGUUUUAGUCCGGCCGCGCGAGGAGUGAACACAAAAACCGCAUCAACCAUCACUGACGGCCAGUUUGCAUCACACUACCUACCCGUCUGCCCUUCGAGAUUGACUUUGUUUAAUUAACAUUCCAGCCCCACCAAGAUAUGCUUCCGUUUUCUCCUCCAGUUUAGUGGCACCGACCCCGUUUACUAUUUUUCCUUCCUUUUUAUUAGCGAGCGACGACAGUGGCUGUCGGGUAAUUCGCAUUGUAUAUAAAUCAUUAUUAUAAAAAUAUUGCUUCAUGUCCGUAUACACAUGAAAGGGUCUUGGAGACUCGCUUUAAAACUUUGUAAUGUGCUCUCGUUUGGAAUAGAAAGGAAAAAAUGCGCGCCAAACUGGACCAAACUAUUUUAUAAACAUGUGCGCGAAACUGACACUAUAUACAUUUAUAAUAAUGUGUGGGUGUUUAGUUCCCCGGAUUUGUAGCUCAUUGACUGGCAGUUCCAAAGGAACAAUUAUUAUAAACUCGUAGUGGUAUUAGACUUGGUAAUAGAGAACUUAGCUAAACAGGUUGAUGUAAUCAUCUACGUAGAUAUCUGUGAUAGUGACCUUUGGGGUCGAUAUGUCUUUAUAACAUGGCGGCCAUCUUUGUUCAAUUCAAUCCAAAUCAAGAAACUUCGACCACAGCUAUUGCCUUUUCGGCAUACUGGGCCCUCGUUUAAUAGAGCAGUUUAAGCUGCAAACAUUCCCUACGAUGUUCUGCUUUAGCAGGAUACCGGUCACAGAUUGUACAUGGUCUUUUAGCGGGUAACCUUACAUUGGUUUGCAAAUUGCUUUUGUGUUUAGCUACCUUUUGUGCAGUCAAGCAGCUCCGAUUUCAUAGAGCUGUUAAAACAUAAUAUAUUGCUUGAUAAUUGUCUGCUAAGUACAUGAGCAGGACACCAGUCACAAUGUGUACAUGUGACAUGGUAGUUUGGCUGGUAACUAUGGUAAGCGUAUAUUUCGUGUGCUUAGCUGCAGGUUGCUUGAAGCAGUUCUGUUGAACUGGGGCCCAGUUAGCCACCUACCUAAGCCAUCGAUUCGGACACUCUCGGUGUAACCAAUGGUAGUGUUGAAACAGUCUGGUACCUCAGUUUGCAUUAUGGAGAAAUUGGGUAUUGUGUACAGGGAACUUGACAAAGGUGGCCGCAGCAUAAAGAUCUGUAGUGUUUAGUGUAAAACGAUGUGAUAAAUUCAUGCAAAUUAUAACCGGCAUUAUGCAAAUGUAUAGCAAUUAACAUAUCUUUGAUCUUAUUUUCACUCUAUUACAAAUGCACUUAUUAUAAAUUGUUUGACCGAUUUCCCAGUACCAGUUCAGCUUAACUCGUGUUUUAAUAUUUUAUUUGUAUAAACAAAAAUUGCCUUUUUUUAAAGAACUUAAAGUUGUCAAUUAUUUCCCCAACAUCAUCGAGAAUGAGUCAAAUAUAACAUGUGUAAGCCUCAUGCUUUUCACUCCAACGUUGGGACCUGUGAAAGUGCAAGAUUGAAUUUCUUUCACCUUUAAACAACAAACGUGGUAACCCUCAGUUUUAAAAACAUGGACGAAACCGCGCGAACCUUCAAGUCUUAUAGCGAGCAUGUUUGUACAUAAACAUGAAUGUACUCUAUACACGUACGCUUACGAAGGGCGUACAUAGCGAUUUCCCUCUUGGUAUUGCUGACUAUAAGUAAUGGCGUCCCAUGACGCCUUUGCUGAAGACGCCUUUGCUGAAGACGCCUUUGCUGAAGACGCCUUUGCUGAACAAUAUCAUCGGUAUAUAUUUUGUUGGUGGAAUAGUUUCAUGGUGAUUUCAAGAUUAUAAUAUACUUUUUGUUUUACCCUAACUUGCACAUUUAUCUUGGAUGAUACCCUAUCGAAAUUUGGAUGAUAGCUUGACGGAUUCUAAACGUUAAAUGGUAUUUAAGUUAUAGUGAAAUACUCUAGUAUUUAUUAUUUUUAUAUUUUAUUUCUUGUCUAUUUAAUGAUAGUAUACCUGAGAGGUAAUCUUAAACUCGUAAUAUUAAAAUAAUGACAUAAUUGUACGUACGUAGAGAUCAUAGCUAGAUCACUUCAUGUACUGAUACUUGCAAUGGCAGUGUUGAAUAAAUGUGGCUUCAUAAAAAUAAAUUAUGCAAAUGCACCCUG
Molecule: messenger RNA, 6827 nt
Organism: Asterias rubens (European starfish)
Lineage: Eukaryota; Metazoa; Echinodermata; Asteroidea; Forcipulatida; Asteriidae
Product: stAR-related lipid transfer protein 5-like
Exons: 6
Coding region: 207-1052 (281 amino acids)
Molecular function (GO): lipid binding
Source: RefSeq, a predicted model, not a curated record